CGUGAUUGGAGUUGUGGAUAAAGAAGACAGACUUGUGGUACUUCAUGCUGACGACAAAUAGCUGCUAUGACGACAACGUGGAAAGUGGCCAAGUGAAGCUGAACUGGUCAUGGUCUGUCGCCCAGGGUUCCUUUGUCGUCGGCGAUUUUGCCCUCGGCCCUUCUUGGUGGGCUUGGUGGUGGCACUCUGUCUCUUCUAUCAGACCCUGACACUCCGUGGGGCGAGGAAGAUCACAGCCCCUGCUCCUGGGGCUGCCCCCCACACUCCCACCGACAGGCACCCAGGAUAUCCAUGCAAGCAAGGAUACCCAAAGGACGAACCCUGCUUCCUUCUCUCCGGUAAUGCACAGGAAAUCAAGGAGAUUGAAAAAUCAAUUGAGGCACACUUUGGCCAUGAUGGCAGAAGGGCCAUCCUCUACAAGCCUCCUUCUUAUAGAAAAAUGGCACUGGAGCUAUACCAGAAAGUUCUUGCGCAGCAUGGCUACACAGUUGUCAUCAUUGAAGAAAAGCUUGGUGCUGAUCCAGAACUGGGGCUGCUAGAACAAGGGGAUUUGGGCUCCUGGGACGUGCUCAUUUGCCUGCCUUCUAGGACAGCUGAUGCCAAAUCCUGCAUAUGCAAGGAGGACCUGUGCCAGUUAGCGCCACACCAGAAGAUAAACAUAUUGCCAGAAAUACAGUAUCAGCUUUGCAGAAAGGAAGGGCUGUGCCAAUUAAUCAGAAGAUUUCCAGAACUGAAACUUCCUGUGAAUCCCUCUGUGUGUGCAGAUCCUCGAAUGCAAUUACAGCCCAAUAAUUCCAGUCACGUGUUAAAAUCACUGAAGACGUAUAUUUGGAAAACAUGGGACUGGCGGCGUGAGCAGCUGAAGCAAACAAGAGACCUUGCUCCACAGGAAAUAAUCGUUAGAGCUGAAGAACUAUCUGUGAUUCUCAAAGCAUACGUAUUAGUAACGUCCUUAACCCCUUUGCGUGCUUUUAUUCACUCAACUGGCACAGUGUGGAGUCCACCAAAGAAAAAACGCUUCACUGUCAAGCUGCAAACGUUUUUUGAGACAUUCCUGAAGGCCAGUUCGCCACUGCAGGCAUUUGAUAAUAUGAAGGAGGCAAUUAGCAAACUGCUGCUGGCAGCUGAAGCAGUCAGUGAACCCUCUAAUCUGGGACCAAAGACCUUCCAAAGAUGUAGAUUAUGUUUUCAGCUCUUAACUUUUGAUAUUGGUUACAGCAGUUUCAGGUACCCUACAGUUCUUCAGGUACAUGAAUAUUUACAUUUUCAAGAUGGUGACAAUAUGAAUUUUGAGGACCAAUAUAUUGAAGAAUUCCUUUUAAAAGAUACUUUCAAUUUUCUUUUCUCCAAUGAUUCUACACCUUUCAUAUUUUCUGAGAUAUUUCAAAAACUUUAUAGAUCAGGUGUAUUUAAGGGUGAAAACUAUCAAAAGGAAUGUUUAUCUUUUGAGGAAAUUACCUCAGUUAUGACGUUUGUAAAGGAACUUGAAAGUCUGGGACAAUUCCAACUGCUCUUCCCACCUACCACUCCGGGGACUCAAUCUGUGAUUCGUGACUUUUAUGAUACAGAAAGUUCCAUGGGAAAACCUGGUUCAGUCCUGGCCCGAUACUCGUCACUUUUAAAUGUAUUUGAACAAUUUUGGCUCAUGAAUAAAAAAGUACAGCUCCAUCCACUAGAAUGGAAUUCUUUCACAGAAGAUGCGAAUAUUGAAAAACCACAAGUGCUAUUUGAUGCAACUGAAAAUGAAAAAGCUGAAGUUCCUCAAGUUUUUAAUGAAAAUAAAGAUAUACAUUGCAACAAUGAUAAACACACGUUGUGUCAUCUCAAGCAGAUCUACACACACCCGCGCUUGGAACUAAACCCUGAAUUUAAUUCGAAGAUCAGAGAUUAUUACGCUGAGGUGCCAUUUGAUGUGGUGACGGUGACCAUCCGCGCAGAAGCUUCUGACUGCCAGUGCAGUGUGCACCUGCAAGAGCGAACAGGCCCAAGCUCUGCCAACUACCCUCUGGGAUUAGGAAUAAACAGAAUCUCAGUGAUAGUGGUAGAUGAAUCUCCAGCAGAGGGGGAGACACGGAUCACCUAUAAACUCACCAUCUACAGAGAACAUCGCCCAAGUCUGCCUUUCUUUGAGGACUUCACAGCCUGCGGUUUUGUGCAGGAUUGCGGUUUGCUGAUUCACCCAGAGGAAGCCUGUGGGUUGCAGCCCAUUUCUUCAGACUACAUUGAAGCCAUUUCACACCCUGAACUGAAGAGCUGUCCAUCUGGGGACACAAAAGGUCAGUGGAUUGUGCCUUGCCUAAGCUGUUCAGACAACCGGACCUGUGACUGGAGAGAAAUAACUUGGCAGCCCCACAACUGCCAACAUGCUAUCCUAACUAAGCCUCAACUUCAGCAGUGUCUGGGAGGAAGGAAGAUUCUUUUUAUUGGUGAUUCAACCAACAGAGGGAUCAUGUACUAUCUGAUUGAAAGACUGAACGAAACGCUACAGGAAUGGCAGAAGGUGCAUGGCACUAAACUAUACCCCAAUGUCAAUGGCGGGAAGACUUGGAUCAGUUACUCCUACUAUCCCCAGUUUUGGAUAAGCCCCUCAAUGAGACCAACAUUUGAGAAAGCACUUGAGCAUCUCUUGCAAAGAUCACGUCCCCUAGAGAAUACUGGCCAGACAGUAUUGGUUGUUGGUGGUGUUCAGUGGCUUAAUUCCCAUCACCUGGAAAUUAUUCACAGGGUUUUGAAGAGGGAAAAUCUACUCCAUAUCCUAGUGAUCAUCAAAACUUUGGGCAUUGGAUUUCACCUGCCAGUGCAUGGAGUUCAUGUAUUAACCAAGAGUGAAGUACAGAACUUAUGGAAAGAAAACUUGGUUCUUCUGAAUGCUGCAAGAAGCUAUGGCUAUGAAGUAGUUGACACCUUCGCUCUAACAAUGGGGCGAUACAAAGAAUUUCUGCAGGGCAGCUGUGCGUGCCAUUUCCAUGAGGUGGUGAAAUCAAAAUUAUCCAAAGAAUAUCAGUUUAUUAAAAUGAAAAUAUCGAAGAAUCAUAUUGUGGGAAAAUAUUUCAGCAAUCAAAGCAAACUACGGCAACAGCAAGACUCAGUGACAAAUUUUCAGUCAUCUUAUCAUGUCAGAGGUCCAAUAAAUCAGGUUUGCUCUGAAAUCCUUCUCAGCAGGAUGUGUACAAGUAAAAGGACUAUGGAGACUCCAUGAAGGAGAAUUGAAUUUGGAGUUGGUGUUGCUCUUAAACAAAGAUCUGGGAACAAGACAAUGUGCCUCACAUGGAUUUUGGAUUGACCACAUGCUCAUGCACAGGGAUACAAGCACACACCCCAAUAUACACUUAGGUACAAAUGAGCAAUAGCACUUUACAUAAAGCUUUAAAAAGUUAAGAUAUGAAUUUGAACAUCCACUUGUUUUGGAGUGAAAGGCAGAGCUAAAAAGGGAUUACUUGAAAUAUCAUAAUCUAGGACCACUAUGGGCCACCUAUUACAUUAUCAUACACUAACACUUGAGUUCCAGGACAAAGAGGGAGGGCUGUGUUGUUCAGUAAUGCCAUGGACGCAUUAAUAUUAAAAGGAUGAAGGAGUACAUAUAUUCCACUUGCAAGUAGGGAUUACAUUUCUGUUCUUUAUGGGGGGAAAUGUGACAUUUUUGAUCGUUUAGUCUUUUGUGGACAUGAUGCUUAUGAAAAACAUUUCUUCUUUUCCUUUUAAAAUUGUAUGACUGAAAGGAAAAGAGCAAAAGUGAUGCUCCACAAGGGAAUUUGAGAAGAUUCUGAGAGAGAGAAGAAGUGGGAUGUUUUAUAGUUAAAACAUCAGUAUAUUUAACUCUGUGCUCCUUAUGUUUCUCAUAAACAUUUCCCCCUGUCCUGUCUAUGAACUUAGGUGGGAAACUGCAGUCUAAAUGGAAGAAAUACAUCAUUUACAGUGAGGAACAGAGCAUAAUUCCUCAUAUAUUACUUUACCAUAUUUCCUUGAUGGCCUUAUUUAGGAUAAUCUUUGUUUUUCCAUCCUGCACCCAUAUAAUUUAAGAUUACACAUCCAUUUUAAUGUAACUAUUUUCCACAGGACUACAGAUUCACAAAUGCAUAAGCAUAAAGCAUUUUUUAUAUCUUGAAAGAGUAAAAUGUUACUAGUAGCUGUAUUUUUAUUUUCUUGAGAAAUUGUAUCUAGUACAAAUUUAGAGUAGGCAUAAAAUUAUGACAUAACUAUAAAACAUGCCUAAUUGCAGUAUUGAAUUCUAUCCUUUUAGGAUUAGAAUGGUAAGAGUCCUUAUUAUGCAAAUGUUUAGCUAUGAGAUAACAUUUCACUGCUAUAGUUACUUUUAAAGGAUUACUUUUCUUUAGGGGAAAAGUGUCUGAGAGGCAUAAUUCGAUGUAUGGCUGAAAUUACUAAAUGCACAAAUACCUCAAUCUUGUUGCCAUACAAAAAUAAGACUAUUUUGAUUGGUUGGUACUUUAGAAUGAAUAUCCACCUUCUUUAAAUACUCUAUUUUUAUAUAUAUUUUUAUAUGAAUAUAAACACAUUUUAAUUGUCUUAAAUUAUAUUUAAAUGCAAAUAUCACUUGGUAUAAAUAAUAAACAUACAUUUUACAGAUGGAAACAUUCUUUUCAAGAAUGGUACAGACAGAAUCAGCUUCAAAAUGAAAGGUUUUUCUGCACCCAUAUGGAAGCAUCAUUUUUAGGUUUACAGAGAUGUAUUUAAAUGAUAUAAAAUAUUACCAGUUUCUGCAGUUUCUCCAUCAUGUUUUCAUGUCUUGGAAAUUAUAAAUAACUUUCUAACUUUCAGUCUUCACUUAUUGUAGAUUAGUGUUUUCCUGACAGAAGCAAUAAUUUGACUGAGGUUGGUCUAGCAUUUACCUCACCAUUGACAUCAUAGUAGACUUUAGAAACAGUUGUAAUGGUAUUUUUAA
Molecule: messenger RNA, 4900 nt
Organism: Dipodomys ordii (Ord's kangaroo rat)
Lineage: Eukaryota; Metazoa; Chordata; Mammalia; Rodentia; Heteromyidae
Gene: Cped1
Product: cadherin-like and PC-esterase domain containing 1
Exons: 22
Coding region: 110-3199 (1029 amino acids)
Source: RefSeq, a predicted model, not a curated record